Oryza sativa Japonica Group (Japanese rice) is the source of this 2110-nucleotide messenger RNA. RefSeq names its product polyol transporter 5-like. Gene Ontology annotation, cellular component: membrane. The record is from RefSeq and is a predicted model, not a curated record. Gene Ontology annotation, molecular function: carbohydrate transmembrane transporter activity. Gene Ontology annotation, biological process: transmembrane transport. NCBI's taxonomy places the organism in Eukaryota, Viridiplantae, Streptophyta, Magnoliopsida, Poales, Poaceae.
AUGCUACCCUCACUGAUAAUCACUGUCAUUCUCAUGACUAAUCAACUCCACUAAGGCACUAACUCACCACUAAUCUUGCAAACUUCGUAUCUCACUUGGCUUUGCAUGCUUGUCACCAUCUUCAGAGCUGUUCAUUCUGAUCACCUGCUGCCACCUGAAGAUUGGAACAAGAACAACAUCUGCUUCUUAGUAGUUGUUUCGAUCAUAUUAUACGCUGUUAAUCUUGGUGAUUUUUAUUUUGUAGAGAAUUUCGUACGACAGAGAUCGUUCUGUCCUCAUCGGCGGCGGCGGGCGACGCGCCAUGGCGAGCGGUGGCGACGACGCGGCAGCGCCGCUCCUCGCCUCGAAGCACGGCGGCGAGCCUCGCCGGAACACGUUCGCGUUCGCCUGCGCCACGCUCGCCUCCAUGACCACCAUCCUCAUGGGCUACAAUCUCGCGCUGAUGAGCGGAGCCGAGCUGUUCAUCCGGGAGGACCUGGGGCUCGCCGACGAGCAGGUGGAGGUGCUGUCCGGGUCGAUGAACGUGUUCAUGCUCGCGUCCAUCCUCGCCGCCGGCACGGUGGCGGACGCCGCCGGCCGCCGCGGCACGCUCGUGCUGGCGAACGCGCUGCUCAUGGCCGGCGCGCUCGCCAUGUCGCUGGGCGGCAGCUACGCGGCGCUCAUGGCGGCGCGCUUCGUCACCAGCGUCGGCGUCGGGUUCGCCGUCGUCGUGGCGCCGGUGUACGCCGUCGAGAUCUCCCCGGCGUCCUCGCGCGGGGUGCUGUCCUCCCUGCCGGAGAUAUUCAUCAACGCCGGGAUCCUCCUCAGCUACGUCUCCAACUACGCCCUCGCCGGCCUCCCGCUGCGCCUCGGCUGGCGCGUCAUGUUCGCCGCGGGCGUCGUGCCGCCCGUGUUCCUCGCCGCGGGCGUGCUCGCCAUGCCGGAGUCGCCCCGGUGGCUCGCCAUGCGCGGGCGCGACGCCGAGGCGCGCGCCGUGCUCGCGCGCACCUCGGAUACCCCCGCGGAGGCGGACCUCCGCCUCGAGGAGAUCACGCGGGCCGUCGCGGCGCAGGCCGGCGUGGCCGGCGGCGUCUGGAGGCAGCUGCUCGUCCGGCCAACGCCGACGGUGCGGCGGAUCAUGACCAACGUGCUGUCCCUCCACUUCUUCCAGCAAGCGUCCGGCAUCGACGUCAUCGUGCUCUACAGCCCGCUGGUGUUCAAGCAGGCCGGCAUGGCGUCGAACACCUCCGUGCUGGCCGCCACCGUCGCCGUGGGCGUCGUCAAGACGUGCUCCAUCCUCGUCGCCACGCUCCUCUCCGACCGCGUCGGCCGCCGCCCGCUGCUGCUGUGGAGCGCGGCGGGGAUGGCCGUGGCGCUGGCCUCGCUGGCGCUGACGCUCUGCGUCGGCGCCGGCGCGCCGUCCCCGGCGCGCGCGGCGGCGGGCGUGGCGUCGGCGGCGGCGUACGUGGCGGCGUUCUCGGUGGGGCUCGGGCCGCUGGCGCCGUCGUACGGCAGCGAGAUCAUGCCGCUGUGGCUGCGGGCGCAGGGCGCGGGCGUCGGCGUGGCGGUGAACCGGGUGACGUGCGGCGUGCUGAGCAUGACGUUCAUCUCGGUCGCCGGCGGCAUCACCAUGGCCGGGUGCUUCUUCGUGUACGCUGGCGCGGCGGUGGCGGCGUGGGUGUUCGUGUACGUGCGGCUGCCGGAGACGAGGGGCCGGAGCUUGGAGGACAUGGACGUGCUCUUCACCAAGUGAAGAUGGCUUUAUUUGGGCGAUCUCGGCCGUGUUUCUUUCUUGGCCUAGCGGCCGGUCCGGUGCUAGCCUUUUCCUAGUUCUAUGCGUUGGCGCUGUCGAUGUGUGGGUAAUGAUAUAUUUUUUUUCCUAGUUACGACCUUUCAAUUUUUUCUCCCUCUAUCAAUAGAAUUUCGCACUGUCUUAUGUGAGUCAUUAAAAAAAUAAAGAUGGCUUUAUUUGUGGUAUUAUUGGUUGUGUUGCUACGAUUGUCCGCAGUUCUAACUUGAAAGAGAUGAAGAAAUCAUUUCUAGGCAGUAGAAGGACAAAAUGGAAAUGUUAAGCUUGGAAAUAUUAAUGUAAUAAUCUCCAUGAUGGUAGACUCAGAAGUACUUUCUUGAA